Messenger RNA from Marasmius oreades (fairy-ring Marasmius), 600 nucleotides. RefSeq lists its product as uncharacterized. NCBI's taxonomy places the organism in Eukaryota, Fungi, Basidiomycota, Agaricomycetes, Agaricales, Marasmiaceae. The coding region runs from base 1 to 600 and encodes 199 amino acids. The record is from RefSeq and is a predicted model, not a curated record. The transcript has 2 exons.
AUGACUGGCUCAGCUAUGGAAAUCACUUGGCGACAUUGGUCCUCUAUCGUGGAAGACGACCUCAACGACACGAAAGACAGCCAGAAAACUGACGAAAAUUUCGCAGAACAGUAUGAGCUACGUCCAGUAUGGCAACGGGCCGGCCUUUGCUCUGCUUUUUUCGCUGGGGGAGUUGUGGCUGCUUCAGCGAUCCUUAUUGCUCGCGUUCGGUUUCUACGGAUUCUGGACGUGUUUCCGCCGCUUGAGCAGCUCACUUCAACCACAAAAAAGUCAAGGCCAUCAAUGCUUUCCCAAAUUCCCAAAAGACACAUUUUCAUACAAUCCUCUUCUUAUACGAGAGGUCGAGGCGUUUCUUUCCCACUAUCACGAUGCGUGUUACACGAAGGCAGGGAUGAUACGGAGUUGUUCCUGGAGAUAGCGGGGGAACGGGGACAUUGGUACAUCGGUCUACAUGGUGCUCUUAUCAACGGCAGGAAAAGCUCCCCGUUAGAAGCAAGGGACGCUAUAAUCCAGCAAUGGGAGGGCGGUACACUGUCUAAAGAACUCGCCAACCCCCUUAUUGUCGACGGGCGGUGGAAGAAAGGCCCCAUUGUAGCAUAG